GUUGGAAAUAACACAAAUCAAAUAUAGGCGCCAUUUGUCAUAGUGUUAGGUUAUGUUCUUACUUCUAACGAAUAAUCAACUGUUCCAAAUGUAACAAACAUUUUUCCUUAUAACGUGAAACAUUUAAUUAGUUAACGGAAAAAAAUAAAAAUGAACACAAUUGCACGAAUUGGUAUUCGUACAUUGCGUAGACAAUUUCCAAGUUAUAGCACAUUACCUCCAGAAGUUGUUAUAUUCACUGAUAAAAAUAUGAUUAUUUGUUGGCAUCCAAAUCAAGGCUUUCCUUAUGAAUACUCAAAGCCUAUAAUAGAAGAAGUACAAGCUAUACCAAAUACUGUAUUAAAAAUUGGUGAACAAGAUAUUUCAGCAAUCUUUAAAAAAAAGAAAGAGUAUGAUGUCGUUGCAGAAUUAGCAAAAUUAACCUUCACAACUAAGCAUAAAUGGUAUCCUCGAAGCAGAGAUAAAAAGGCAAAAAAUACUGAACCUGAUAGACCAUACUUGUAAAAUAUUAAAUUUGUAAAUUAUGUUGUGUAUGUAUUUUUGAAUUUGUGUUUAUUACAAGAAAAUAAA
Molecule: messenger RNA, 570 nt
Organism: Polistes dominula (European paper wasp)
Lineage: Eukaryota; Metazoa; Arthropoda; Insecta; Hymenoptera; Vespidae
Gene: mRpL42
Product: mitochondrial ribosomal protein L42
Cellular component (GO): mitochondrial large ribosomal subunit
Source: RefSeq, a predicted model, not a curated record